CGAGCAAAGACCAGGGAUUGAUUGACCAUAUAGCCACAUAUGUACAUGUUAUUUGCAGUGUAGGGAAGUGCACAAAUAGUUUUAUGUCAAAACCUAUUACGAUAAUAGGUGAGUGAGUGAGUAAACAACGUUUAGCUUAAGAAUUACGAUAAUGAUGUAUUAAAAGUUCCUCAUGCGUAUAUGUGAGGACAGUUUAAGAGAGCUGCACUCUGCUUUCUGGAACUGUGUCUCUGCUCUUACGGAGUGUUACUGAGAUAAGGAACAAAAGAGGUUUUGAGAGAGGAGGGCAAAGAUGAUGGCCGGUGAGAUGCAAGCAGCCAUACAGAAGGUGCCAAUGGGGUACCGGUUCCACCCGACAGAUGACGAGGUACUCAGCUACUACUUGAGGAGAAAGAACCAGGGGCUUCAAGAACCGGAAUGCGUCAUUCCCGAGGUCGAUAUUUGCAGGUGGGAACCCCGGCAAUUACCAGGAAAGUUUAGGGAAUCAUCGAUUGUAGAGCCAAAAGACCCCGAGUGGUGGUUCUUCUGUGAGCAGGAGCCCGGUCGAACCCAUCGGAGGUCAACCAAUGAAGGGUUCUGGAAGAAAACUGGUCGCCCGAGGGAUCUGACGAGUUCAUUUAGCAAAGAGGUGAUUGGGUCUAAGAACUUCCUAACGUUCUUCCAAGGAAAUAGUUCCAACAGUACCAAGACUGACUGGGUCAUGCACGAAUACCACCUGCUGAGCAAUGCUCUCGAUGGCCUUCUCCGGGGCAAUAGGAAGAACUACGUUUUGUGUAUGAUAAAGUGCAAUCCAGACAAGAGGGCCAAUUCAACUCCAUCCUUCCAUGAAUAUGAAUAUGAACGAUGUGAGCCUACGACUAUCGACUGGGAUGAAUUUCUUGAGCUGGAACCUGACGAUGGUUUCAUACCAGAGCAUUUGAUUCUAGCGACAAUGCAAUCGCUAGAACCCCCGCGCAGGACUCCGACAAACUCGCCGCCUAUGAUGAUGGUAGAGUCCCAACAGCAUUUCUCCAGUUCAGCUGAUUCCACUGCCAUGCAGUUAUCGUCUGAAAGGGACUCUAUUGAGUUGGAUUCGCCACUUUCUGCCAGUGAAGACAGCGAUGUCACUGAUUUCUUGAAUCAGGUUCUCAUAGACCAGGAUGACCACUUCGAUGGACUUGAAAUGCAAACAGAUGUUUUCCCAUCUGGAGUUAUCCAAGACCUGGAUGACAAUAUGUUUGAAACAUUGAUGCCUCAUGAAGAGCAAGCGGUUAUUAUGGAGAAUAAACAGACACAAAAGGUGGAGUCAAUCCAUGGUUAUGUCCCUAUAGACGAGAAGAAAGGCAUUGUUGAAGACGAUUUCCCCAAACCAACUGCUUCUUCUCUUCGACUAAAGAGUCCUGAAGUGAAGAGCAAGAAAGAAGCUCCCAAGGUUACUUCAUAUAAGCCGGCAGAGGCUAAAGCACAGAAGCACGCUCCUACUAAGUUCAAAGAGGAAAUGUUAUCUGCCUGCUCAUCCUCGACUUCCAUCCACAAACCAAGAGAAGCAGUGAGACGGUUUGAAGGCCAAUGUCAUCCGCUGGAGAUAAACUCCAUCGUGGCUCUCAACGGACACGAACAAGCCGCUCGAGAACUGAAACCGAUUGCCACCAGAGCAAAGCCAAUGUCUUCUUCCACCAGAAAACGUUCCAAUGACGAUCCAUUCAUGGUGUAUAUUCUGAAUCUGCUUGUAGGCGUUAUGUUGUUCAGAUUCAUUUUGUAUAUAAUCUUCAACCUUUGAGACGUUAAUGCUCUAUAUGCGGGAGUAUUAUCCUCCGACGCCAAAGAUGUCGGUGAGGGUCCAACGUUCUGUUAGGUUGUCUACUAUUUUCCCAGGCAAGACUUGUAAGCAUUCCUCCCGCAUGUAAUUGUUGUCUGCUGCCAUCCGAGAGACUUCAUAUGCUGGAAAGUAAAGCAUCUUAUGUUAUUACUCCAUUCCAUUCCCUCGUUAUUCCACCAUAGCAAGAGGACCACAUAAGUUCCGGGAUUUUGCUAACAGGUUAUUGUUAGGCCUGUACAGAAACUCCUGCGAGCAUAAAGAUCAAUUGAUGCAUAGUAAUAGGCAAGCUUCGAGGAAAGGAAAGGCGCCAUUGGAAUAUGAUCAAAUUACCAGACCAACUGCUGGUUGCAGCUUCUCUCAUGUCAUUCAGAUCUCGGGUGGAAUUACAUGUUUCAAGAAGUUUUAGGGACUGAGUUGUAACAAAUAGUCUAUGACACCAUAGGGACCUUUUCGCAAUUAAAACCCAGAAAGUCAAAUGGCAAGACUGGUCGACGGUCAACAGUUUCCACAUACUUCAGGUACUCCCGACCUCACCCAAUCAUUACCUCCAACCUCCAAACGGAAUAAACGCCCACAGAAUCAGAGACAGACGGUAGCCUACCCCUGGUUUCAUCAAAACCGACAUCUCUCUCUGUGCACAAAUACAUACAGCUUCUCUAGCUUAGAGUUCAACCUUCAGAGAGUGCAUCAAUGGCUCCAAGUGCAGCAAUGUUGAUUCUUCACUUCCAACCAAGAGCCGCAUCCUCCCAACAAAGCAUAUAUCCUCAGAAAGAAUCAACACAACUCAACGUUGAGGUCUUUGCGGAGCCAUUUAGGAGAGAAAAACUGAGGUCAAGCAAGAUCGAGAAGCGGCAGGGCCUCGCAUCUGACCCUUCCAUCCCAUCUUCGACUACCCAACCCGACAGAAGGUUUGAAGAUGCUCUACAGCUCGGCUGCUGCUAGGAGAUAUAUAAUAUACAUCUUCAAUUUGUGUCUGUGUAUUUGUAUCAGCAAUGAAUCAUGAGAUGCCAAUGGUCGUACUGUAUGAGAAUGCAAAUAGUAGAAUGCAAUCACUUUCGUUUCUCACUUCAA
This is a messenger RNA of Punica granatum (pomegranate), 2869 nucleotides long. The record is from RefSeq and is a predicted model, not a curated record. NCBI's taxonomy places the organism in Eukaryota, Viridiplantae, Streptophyta, Magnoliopsida, Myrtales, Lythraceae.